Messenger RNA from Tinamus guttatus (white-throated tinamou), 2056 nucleotides. NCBI's taxonomy places the organism in Eukaryota, Metazoa, Chordata, Aves, Tinamiformes, Tinamidae. The record is from RefSeq and is a predicted model, not a curated record.
AUGUGGCGUCUGACAGCGGCCUGCCCUAGGCGAGGGCUUGUCCUUGCUGCUGAGAUGCAGAAAUACGGCAUGCUGGAGCUGAUGCUGAAGCGCCUCGGGAAGAGCCUCCGUGGUCUUACCACGCAAGAUGCUGGCACCGCUGCCUUGAAGGACUAUCACUGGUACCACCAAACGAAGAGCAGGAAAAUGAAUAAACAAGUGGCUUCUGACCCUGAGACACCUCUGCGGGCGUUCAGGUGGCAGGUGCAUGCCCGGCUUCCCUGGGGGAUGAACAGAAAGGAGCACUCCGGCAGCCUUACCGCAGAGUGGAGCGAGCAGAGCCCUGUCCAGAGUUCAGCAUACCUGGGUGCUCCUAGCGCCGGUGACAGCCACGAGGACCCCGUGGAGACCCUGUCCCAGGCAAGGACUCAAGCGCUGCGGGUGCCGUUCAGGCGUUCGCUCUCAGAACCCGUGCCGCAGUCGGGGAGCAGGAGCGCCAAGACGCUCCUGGCGCUCGGGCACGCGGGGCCCUGCGAGCAGCAGGGCCACUUCCUCCGAGGAUUCUUCUCGACUCUCUCCAGUGGGUUUUCAAGGAUAAGGAGUCGAAAAGGGGAGCCUGAUGGUGAGCUUGAAAAUGACUGGAAGAUGGAUGAUGACAUUGAUCUGAGCACAGAUGUGAAGGGGCCUCCCACGCACCGCCUGUCCUGUGGCCAGUCGCCCUACGCGGAGACGACGACAUGGGAGAGGAAGUACUGCGUGAUCACCGAGAGCCAGUUUGUGCUGCUCAACGGGGAGAGGGAGGUGCCCAUGGACAUGCCCGAGGCGCAGGCCGAGGCUGCCCAGGGGCGCUGCCUGCGCCGCCCCGUGCGGUUCCCCGCGGCCGUCGCGUUUCUUUACGGGCCUUGGAUUUGCAGGCACCGCCGUCCCAGUGCUCACAGCGAGUGGCGGCUGCGCGGCCCGGCCCGGCCUCGCAGCACGGGGGCUGUGGGACAGCGGCCUUGGCCAGAGGUCCCGGCAGAGAGGUCUCCUCGCAGACGGAGCAUCUCGGGGACCAGCACGUCGGAGAAGACCAACUCCAUGGAUGCGGCGAACACGUCUCCUUUCAAAGUGCCGAGGACAAAGAGCCAGUCAAAACUGGACAGGAACACGAGUUUCCGUCUCCCUUCUCUGCGCAAUGCCGAUGACAGGUCACAUGGAUUGCCAAAGCUGAAAGAGUCCCGUUCCCAUGCGUCUUUACUGAGCCCGGGCAGCGCGGUGGAGACCUUGGAUCUUGGGGCAGAAGAAAAAGUCUUUGUCAAACCACUUCACAGCAGCAUCCUUGGACAAGACUUCUGCUUUGAGGUAACCUGCUCCACUGGCAGUAAAUGUUUCAGCUGUUCCUCAGCAGCAGAGAGAGACAAGUGGAUGGAAAACCUACGCAGAGCAGUGCAGCCAAAUAAGGACAACUGCCGUCGAGCUGAGAAUGUGCUUCGUCUUUGGAUCAUGGAGGCAAAGGACCUGACCCCUAAGAAAAAGUACUUCUGUGAGCUGUGCCUUGAUGACACUCUCUUCGCCCGCACCACCAGCAAAACAAAAGCUGACAACAUUUUCUGGGGAGAGCACUUUGAGUUCUACAGCCUCCCGCCUCUUCAAAGUAUCGCAGUUCACAUCUACAAGGAUGCAGAGAAGAAGAAGAAGAAGGACAAGAACAACUAUGUGGGCUUGGUCAACAUUCCCGUGGCCAGGAAAGCAGGGGGACCUUCCAUUCGGAUCAAGUCCCGUUACCAGACCAUAACCAUUUUGCCCAUGGAGCAAUACAAAGAAUUUGCAGAGUUUAUUACCAGCAACUACACUACACUGUGCUCCGUGCUUGAACCGGUGAUCAGCGUCAGGAAUAAGGAGGAGAUGGCUUGUGCUUUGGUGCACAUCCUUCAGAGCACGGGGAGAGCAAAGGACUUCUUAACGGAUUUGGUGAUGUCUGAGAUAGAUCGUUGUGGGGAGCAUGAUGUCUUGAUCUUCAGGGAGAACACACUUGCUACCAAAGCUAUUGAGGAAUACCUAAAAUUGGUAGGGCAAAAGUAUCUUCACGAUGCACUAG